UCAUACAGCUAUCAUUAUUGCUGCUUUUGAAAAUCGUAUCCCAAAUUUUAUUUUAUCAUUAUUUUUUUUGCGCUUCAAUUCAAGCUUCUACGCACUCAUGUUGCUCACACUCAAAACUCCAGCUCCCGACAAUUUGAACCGUUUCUAUGACGCUUCUCCGCUGCCACCGAAUUCCGCUCCCCAUUUUCCUCCUCCGGUGACUGGUGCUUAUUUGCCUCUACCGUCUUCGAGAGCUUCACGGACGAUGAGCACGCCUCAUCGAGGGCUCCCGCCGCCGGCGGCGAUGGCGCUCUCCAGUACAGACCGAGGGCCUCCACCACCGCCUCCUCCUCCUCCUCCUCCUCCCCCGCCACCACCCCCAUCACAACAGCAACAACAACCACCGCCACCAGCUCAUACUGUUGCUCCUCCCCCUCCACCUGUUGCAAUUGCUCAAACUCUGGGUCCACCCCUAGGUCAACUGCCGUCUCCGCCGGCCCAAUGGCAAGGCGCUGAGGAUGCGAUGCGAAAUUGGCUUAAUGCAAAAGCCGAAGAGGACAAACGAAAACAGGAGGAGGAGAGGACGAGGCAAGAAAGUUUGAAGCUUGAGCAGCGAAAGAUUGAACAAAACAUGCUUCGAGAAUCUCUCCAAGGCGGCGUACCGCCGUACAUGGUACCCAUGGUAUUUGCUGGAAUGGGGGGCGGAAACCUUCCAAACACAAGCCUGGAAUGGGCUCAGCAUUUCAUGGGUCAGCUUCAUCUUCAACAGCAGCACCAGCAUCAACAUCAGCAAAUAGCACCACAGGUAUCGCAGCAGGUUCCGCUUCAGCUUCCUGCACCUCCGCAGAUUGCCCAAGCUACACAGCAGCAACCUCUUCCGCCACCAGCAUCUUCACCGCCCGACUUGAGACGGGACAGCCGACAACCACCGCCAAACCCUUAUGCUGCGGUCCCACCGCCGGUAAUGGGAUCUGUACAACAACCGCCGAUACUGACAUCCCAGCAGCCACCUCUACCUCAACAAUCGGCGAGUUUCACAUCUGGUUAUUCUCUUCCGAGCGCCAUGUCUCCAGCAGCACGCCCGCGUGGGCCGCAAACGCCCAUUCAGGCUCCCUUGACUCUACCUCCAGCACCACGACCGCCAGCUCAGUCAACAUUACCGCGGCUCAAUACCAGUGAAAUGCAAAUACAAGCUCCGCCAGGAGUUCAAUUCGGUGCUACCGGCCAGCAAAUGCAACAGCAACAGCAACAGACUCCUCAAUCUGCACACCCUGGUAUUGCACAGCGGGAGCAGCCGCAGCAGCCGCAGCAACAAUCUUCUCCAUCCAUUUACUUUCAUCAUUGGGUUCCGCCAAGUAGUCAAGGGGCUGGACCCGCUGGAGGCCAAUCUCCAACUCCUUCUGGUUAGUAGACUGAAAAGGUUUCCAUUGACGGCCGUGUUUUUUUGUUCAAUUUCUAAUAUCUUUUGAUAUUUGUUUUUCCUUUGCAGGCGUAGAAUAUAGCAAUUCGCCAAAGAAGCGCAAAGCGCAAGGGUCCCAUCAGGCACCUCCACCGC
Messenger RNA from Xylona heveae TC161, 1534 nucleotides. RefSeq lists its product as hypothetical. The record is from RefSeq and is a predicted model, not a curated record. Lineage: Eukaryota; Fungi; Ascomycota; Xylonomycetes; Xylonales; Xylonaceae. Bases 98 to 1387 code for a protein of 429 amino acids. The transcript has a single exon.